AGAGAGUUCGACUACAGCCUUUUUGAGCCCCAUAUAGUGCCCAGCACAAAGAACCUACACCAGCUGUUUUGCAAGCUGACGCUCAGGCACAUCAACAGGUGCCCAGAGCAGGUGCUGUCUCAUGUCCAGGGGAAGCGCUAUCGGAAGGCCCUAAAAACAUAUGAGGAGUGCCAGAAGGAAGGAGUGGAGUACAUCCCUGCCUGCCUGCGGCAGAAGCAGCAGCGGACGCAGCGCCCUGAUGACCAAAUGAAUAGGAGCAGGCAGCCUGACAGGAAAGAGGAAUUCUGGGAGCCGGAGUCCAGCAAUGAGGAUGGAGAGGAGACGGAUGAUAGCAUGAGUGACCUGUACCCACCAUGUUUAUUUCCGAACCCAGCAGCUCCACAGACCACAAAGGGCAGUGAUGACUUUGCAGCAGGCAGUGAGGAUGAUGGGACCAAGCAGAAUGGUGACAGCAACAGAGAGGAUGGUGGAAGAACAGAUGUCAGCAGAGCCGGUGGCACCAAACGGGGCAAGAAACAGUCAGGCCCUUUAAAGAAGAAAUUCAAGAGUCAUCAUGGAAACCCCAAGAACUUGAAGAAAGCAACCAAUGGCAAAUAA
Messenger RNA from Nestor notabilis (Kea), 597 nucleotides. RefSeq names its product surfeit 2 (gene SURF2). The annotation marks the transcript as partial. NCBI's taxonomy places the organism in Eukaryota, Metazoa, Chordata, Aves, Psittaciformes, Psittacidae. The record is from RefSeq and is a predicted model, not a curated record. The transcript has 6 exons.